This is a messenger RNA of Gambusia affinis (western mosquitofish), 1267 nucleotides long. RefSeq names its product SPOUT domain containing methyltransferase 1 (gene spout1). Gene Ontology annotation, cellular component: mitotic spindle; spindle pole centrosome; kinetochore. The coding region runs from base 61 to 1194 and encodes 377 amino acids. Gene Ontology annotation, biological process: miRNA processing; maintenance of centrosome location. The record is from RefSeq and is a predicted model, not a curated record. The transcript has 12 exons. NCBI's taxonomy places the organism in Eukaryota, Metazoa, Chordata, Actinopteri, Cyprinodontiformes, Poeciliidae. Gene Ontology annotation, molecular function: miRNA binding.
UUAUUUUUUUAUGUGAAAGUUAACCCGGAAGUAAAUAAACCCUCGUGUCGCUGUUGAAAAAUGUCAACCAAUAGUUCAGAGAAAAGACCUAAACCUGCGUCCCCUCAGUUCGGGGACCAGAUUCCUUGGAAGAAGAGGAAAGUAGAAUUAAAGGAGAAACACAAGCAGUGGAAAAAGGCUAAACUCAUCAAACGGUUGGAGAAGCAGAAACAGCAAGAGACUGCAGAAAGAGCGGAGCAGGAGGAAUGCCAGAGUAAAAAAGGACGAGCUUACACGGUGAGCGUGGCCCUUCCGGGCUCCGUCCUGGACAACGCUCAGUCCCCUGAGCUCCGGACGUACCUGGCGGGACAGAUCGCCCGAGCCUGCGUCGUGUUCAAUGUCGACGAGAUCAUCGUGUUCGACGAGCAGGGGGAAGAUGUCAAGAGUGUCGAAGGAGAAUUCAAAGGUGUUGGAAAGAAGGGCCAUGCAUGUAUUCAGCUCGCCAGAAUACUUCAGUACAUGGAGUGUCCGCAGUAUUUGCGCAAGUGGUUCUUCCCGGUGCACAAAGACUUACAAUAUGCAGGUUUGCUUAAUCCUCUGGACAGUCCUCAUCACAUGAGGAUAGAUGAAGAGUCAGAGUAUCGGGAAGGAAGAGUCCUCAACAAGCCGCCGAAACAAGGAAAGGGUUCGUUGGUGAACUGCGGAAUGAGGAAGGACGUGCGGAUUGAUAAACAACUUCAGCCAGAUCUGCGAGUUACAGUAAAACUUACUAAGACACAGAAUCAAGAAAGCAGACUUUAUAAAGGUGUCGUCGUGGCGCCUCAUGUUCCCAGAACAGAAGGUGGUCUCUACUGGGGGUACACGGUCCGCCUGGCAUCCUGCCUGAGUUCAGUUUUCACUGAGAGUCCUUUUAAAGAAGGGUAUGACCUGACAGUUGGCACCUCAGAGAGAGGCAGCAGCGUGGACCAAGUCACUCUGUCACCAUUCAAGCACCUUUUGGUGGUUUUUGGAGGUCUUCAGGGUUUGGAAGCCAGCCUGGAUGCAGACCAAAACCUGGAUGUGACUGACCCCGGCGACUUGUUUGACCUCUACCUUAACACAUGUCCAGAUCAGGGCAGCAGAACCAUUAGAACAGAGGAAGCUAUUCUGAUCUCCAUGGCGACACUGAAACAGAAGAUCAGAGCUGCUUUUUCAGAGGAUUCCAGUAGUUCAUGAAAAAUACUGUAAACAUACCUUUGUGUAGCAUAUCUGAGAAUUACCUUCUGUAAAUAGACAUCGACUUAAUUGA